GGCGGACAUUUUGAAAAGCGGAAGACCGUACAAAAUAAGUUAUUGAAGCAAAAACAGCGAAGGAAACGAUUGAGCAAUGAACAGACGGGAAUUUGAAGAGGAACUGCAGGCUUACAAAGGAAAUGAUCCAUUUGAAGUGUGGCAUAGGUAUAUACUACACAUAGAGAAAUUCUGUCCGGAAGGUACGAAGGAGAGCAACCUUGUUGAGCUCUUGGAUCGCUGUUUUAGGACAUUCAACAACAUACCACAUUACAAAAAUGAUCAGCGCUAUGUCUCAGCAUGGAUUAAAUAUGCCGACUUCUGCAAGGAACCGCUGGAAAUUUACAGCUACAUGAAAAAACAAGGUAUUGGUAUGACCUUGGCCUUAUUCUAUGAGGCAUGGGCCAAUGCUACUUGGCAAUUAGGAAGCAUGCAAAAUGCAGACAUGAUCCUACAGGAAGGUAUUCGCUGUCAGGCACAGCCACUGGACCAGCUGCAGAGGAAAAGAGAUGAGUUUCAAAGGAGACGGAUAACGGAAAACCAAGCACCUGGCUCUGGGGCUGGAUACUCUAAAGUGUCAUCUAGAGAUGGACAUAUUCAGGUGUUUAAUGACGAAAAUGUAAAUCCCAACAAGCCUGCUCAAGCUAAACAUCAAGUUCAGAAGUGUAAUGAUGAAAAUGUGAAUCCCAACCUUGCUCCAAAAGUUCAAAUAUACAAUGACGAGAAUUUGAAGCCCAGUGUGCCUCCACAAGUUCAAAGUCAGGUCCAAGUGCAUAAUGACGAAAAUCUGAAUCCCAGCGUUCCCUCACAGCGAAUCAUGUACUGCAAGGAGAAACUACUAAUGGGCAUAGAGGAACUGUCUUUUGAAGAGCUUCGUGCCAAACAUUGGUGGGCUAAACGUAAAAGGGAGCAGGAAAUCAAGGCUUUUAUUGACGAGGAGAAACGUGGCCUGGAGGAGGAGAAGAGGCGAUUUACAGAGGAGAUGGAGCGAAAUCGGGCAAUGUUGGCACAGGAGGCUGAAAAAAUUAGACACGAGCGUGACCGUUUGCGACAGGAACAGGAAGAGAUGCGUCUACAAUGUCAGCAGCAACAGGCACGGGCCAACAUGGAGAGAGUGACUCUACAACAACAACAACAGCAGCAGCAGCAGCAGCAGCAUCAACAACAGCAUCAGCAACAACUACAGCAGCAGCAACAGCAGCGACAACAAGAAGUUAUGGAGAUGGAAAUACAACAGAGACUGGCCACUCAGCUGAGCAUCAGUGACGCCUCAAACCAACAUUUAUCUGGGUUUAGGACCAGAGAGAGUGGAGCCAUGAAACAUCUCAACUUUGGAAGUGAUAAUUCAUUGAGAUCAAACAUGCUCUCACGGGGAUCAGCGUCAGGAGAUCAGACUGAGGACUUUGGUUUGCGUCCAAUCACAUCACAGAUGUCUGAAUCUGUUGACAAGAGGGAUGUGUCCGUGAAUCCAAAUCUCAGAUGUACACCAGUAGACCAGAGUCUCAGCACACCCAAUGACAGCCAGACCUCUCUCAGACAGUUCUCAAGUGGUAGACAGAGUUUGACUGCGCCUUCCCCUACUGUAAAUACGAAGGAAGCCCUGCAGUUAGUACAGGGAUUUUUCAGUGCAUCUCUGGACCUGGAGAAGGACUUAGGCUGGGGAGGGGACAUGGAGGUCCCGCAGAAGAACGAUGGAAUCGGUGCUCAAGAACGCAUAGUACAACCUACAGAGCCACCGAAGCCAAGUGGUGGUUUACUGUUUUCUAUCUAUGAUGAGACCCAGGAGUCUGAAAACAAGCCCACGCCUGUCAACAAUAAUAUGGAUCGGGUGGAAAAGGAAAAUGGCGGACAGUCCCAGAUACCACGACAAAAUCUCAUGUUCAGUGUCAAACCACUAACACAGAAGUCAAAACCACCGUCUCUUUCCAAGAAAAUGGAGUUCUCAGUGUUACAGGACGGCGAUAACCAGAUGGAAGGGAUAGAGUCACAGGCCAUGGACGACUGUACCAUUGGUCCUGUCGGUUCUCACCUCAGCUUCGCCGCUGCAGCCCACAUUGCUUCAACGCCGUUUAAUGCCAACAACUCUCACGGACCACAGUCGACCUUCACUCUUGACCUUGAACAGGAGGUCAGCAAAAAAAGCAAGACAGAAGAGAAGGGUGCUCAGGAGUCUGCAGGCAAUUUGUAUGAGGAUGCUGCCAUGCAACCCAUCAACCUAAGCCCAAUUAUGGAAGGGAGUAAUGAGGAGUCGUCAGGUCACCAGACUGGGAUGACGUCACUGGGAGGGGACAGUGUGUUUCAUAGUUCCGGCGGCCGUCAUCCCUCUGCCGACCAGAAACCUAACUGCCAUUAUCCAACUGACCUUGACAACCACAACGAAUCGGCUCAUCUGAUAGACACAUCUGGUUACAUACCACUUGACCUUGAUGAAAAGACGGAAGCACUCUUGUCCAUGUCUAUACGUAUCGACCCACACAAUCCAUUCGACAGUGACACCAUUGCAGAGUUUCUUACAAACUUACCCCAGCCACUUAGUACAUACCCUAACUACGUCGACUGUUGCGACGAGAUCAUGCAGGCAGUUACUGCAGAGACUAUUGUUAGUUUUGGUGGCGACCCCUACACAGUGGAGUCUCUGGUUGGUAAGGGAGGCUAUGCUAGUGUUUACAAAGCCUCGUCCAUCAAUCUAGCCUGUGAGGGUCUAACUGAUGUCUGUCAGGAUGAAUUGUUUGCUAUGAAGAUACAGAAGCCAGGCAACCCUUGGGAGUUCUAUAUAUGUUCUGAGAUACAUGACAGGCUGAGGAAGUUUCAGGCUCCUGUUGAUGUGUCACAAGCUAUCAUGUCGGUCCAGAAAGGCUAUUUCUUCCAGAACUCCAGUUGUUUGAUAACAAAGUACUUUGAGCUUGGCACGCUCCUGGAUCUUGUAAACCUGGUGAAGAAGGAGAAGCAGCAGGUCCCAGAGUCUGUGGCUAUGUACUGCGCCAUUGAGUUGAUACGUGUUGUUGAGAGUCUACAGAGAUGUGAGAUCAUACAUGGCGACAUCAAGCCGGACAACUUCCUGGUUCAGGGCCUAGAAAGCCUACCAGUCAGCUCUGACCCAAACGUGGUGUUUGGAACUCCCCAUCGCCCCUUCCAGCUCAUCGACUUUGGACAGAGUAUUGACAUGACCAAGUACCCUCCUGGCACCACCUUCAUGGCUCAGGUGAAAACUUCAGGCUUCCAGUGUAUAGAGAUGAAGACCAAUAUGCCUUGGACAUUUCAGACGGACAUAUUUGGUCUCGUGGGCACUAUCCACGUACUGGUGUUUGGUCAGUACAUGAAGGUGUAUAAGUCGAAUGAGGAAUGGAGGAUGAACAGCUCCUUCAACAGGAGCUGGAAUAACUUGUGGAAAAACUUUUUCCACACAAUGCUCAACAUCCCCAGCUGUCAUGAGUUGCCUGAUCUUGGACAGAUUCGACGCCAGUUCGAGUUAUAUUUUGUCGAGAAUCUGUUGGAGAAUUUCAACAGCCAUCAAAUUAAGCUCCGGUUCCUUAUGACGAAGCAACUUUUCUAAGCAUGGUUUUCUAUUUCAUCGGAAAGAAAAGCUGGGAUGCACUUGGUUGGUUUGAAGAAAUAUUGACAGAUCUGUCAAGAAGUCUUACAGAAGUGUACAUACUAGAUCUGGAGUAGAAUUCAAGAUCUUGGAAUUAAAUGCAAACGAUUGAUGUCAAUAACUAACUAAGAUGAAUAAAAACAUCCUAGGAAUCCCUCACAAUGGGUAUUUUUUCAUCUAAAUGAGAGUCAGGCACACAACUACCGAAAGUGGUUUGGUCUCACUGUCGACCUUAGUUAGAUGUGAACUAAAAAUGUUUGUCGCAGUUAAAUAUUCCCUAAGGCAAAUUCAUCAUUAUGGCUAAUGAUGAAAAUUAGUAGAUCCAAUGCCAUUAUUUCUUCUAAUGGUGGAUGCUUGGGUCCUUGGCCCUUACCUUGAUAAGCUGGGGGGUAUGCAGGAUGAUAGGAAAUAGCUUUUCUCCCCCAACCAUUAGAGGUUUUCUCACUCCCGACUUAUUGAAUAAACCUGAUGAGAGAUAGUAAUUAUAUUUUUACCCACAUGUGGGUAACACCCUGGAUAUAGUUCAUUGGUCAAUAUUCUAAUUAUAACGUCAAGUAACCAUGCUUUGCAACAUCAUCUUCCAUUGUGACGUUAUGACUCAUGGCUAUUGUUUCACAAUUCUAGAAAUGAAUAAUGCAUUCAGAAGAGACCAUAUGAUUUUCUAGAUAUAAUGUUAACAAUAUGGGAGAAAAAAAGACCCAAACUUGUGAUGAUUGGUAAGCAUGUUUAUCUAACUCUCAUUGGAUAAUUUUCAAAUUGUAAGACACACGGUAAACCUUGUGUCUCCAUACAAUUUGAAAAUUAACUAACUCGAGGAAGAUAAACAUGGUAACCAACCAUCACUAACAUUAGUUACAGUCAUAUCAGAAUCAAUCACAACUGGCAAAGGAGCCAGAUUUGUACAUUUGUUUCUGGUUUUGACUGGUGUUGCCUUUGUAAGAACACGGAGGAUUAUAUCGAAUUUUACCAUUAAGUUCUGUACUUAGAAUGAAGGUACACUUCUCAUUGUUCAAUAAUGACGUCCCUAUAAUGGGAGUCAAUUAAACUGAUAUAAUUCUAAUACAUAUAAAUGAUUUGUAGAUGUUAUGAGAAUAUUUAUAUGUUACUAUGUGUUACUGUAUAUGUAUGAAAAUGAUAUAGAGGUUGUUAUUGUGCUGAAAUUGUCCGGGCAGCUAGUGCCUAUAAUCAUUAUGUGGUUUGUCAGCACGAAUGUGAGGAUGUGUACUACAGGUGUGUACUACAGGUGUGUAAUGUACUGUAAACAUAUCGACUAGUGCUUGAACUGUUUUUAGUUUGUUCAAGUUUUUUUAUUAUUAAAUGUAUUUCCACAUAGAAAUAACUCUAAUUUUCUAGUAUUGCCGCUGAUUUAACAUAUUAAUUACAAGAGAAAAUUGUCAUAGAUUUACAUAUUGUACAUGUGUGUAACUGGUUUGAGCAUUCGGUUUUAAAGAAAAUCUGGGAGAAAAAGGAUCAUUCCCUAUCUUGAAGGUAGAGAGAGAAAUUCACUACCCUUGUCAAAUGUUUCUAUUUCCUACCCUUGUGGAAGGGAAAAAUCCUAUUGUUUCCCCCCCAGUCACCGAAAUGUCUCCAGUUCUACUUGUUCAAGAUUCUUCUGGCAUCCACUAGGGUAUGAUUUCUCUGUCACCUCCUAUGAUAUGACAAAUAUGACAAGUAAAAAACAAUAUCAUGACGUCAGGGGAACAAUCAGGUAUGAUGUUAAAAUCAGCUCUCGAUAGGAGGGGUGCAAAUCUGGAUAACAAAAAAACAAGAUAAAAAUUGCUGAAAAAUAUUUUCAACCAUAGAAUUUAAAUGAUGUGGGGUGGGGGAGAGUUUAACAGAAAUCUCCAACCCUUAAGACAAUUAUUUGGCAGAAUAUUGGGUUAGGCAACCAAAGAAGUCUCCCCUUGGGUUGGAAGUUUCUCUGUCACUCCCUUAAGGUAGGGAAAAAUUCUGUUAGGUCUUAUUAUAAAAUAUUAACUACAUGUAUUAAAAUGUAUUUAUAUCAAUUUUCAUAAAUUUUAUAAGCAUGAAAUUACAAUAACCAUAGUGUGCUUGUAGGCCUGGGUUCAAACCCAAGCAUCGUAGGAAAUUAGUGUCAGACUAUUAAACAAAGUCUUUUGGUGUAAGAUGUUUGUAUAAACAAUUGUUUAUUUUGGAGCAGCCAUUUGUGAAAGUAUCAAUUGUCCAUGUCAGUUUCAGUGUAAUAUGUAAUAUAAUAACAGUUAAGUGAUACUUCGGGAAGUUUCUGCUGUUCUUUAGAAGAAAAAAUAGACAUCAUGCAUGUAAAGUUUGUGCUGAAUGUAGACAGUUGGAUGAGUUAAAUAUUGUGCAAAUUAAUUGUAUUAAUGAUCAACUCAACUAACCAUGCUUUGAUAUAUAUAUUUUAAAUAUGUUAUUAUGUUAAUCUUGACCAAAGCAUUAAGCACACAUUUUUAAAAGGGGUUCUGAUUAAAUGGAUAGGUAGUGUGAUUAAAUGAAUACAUGUGAUGUGAGAUUUGAUAAAUGGGGGAAUGUGAAUUUAUGAAUCGGGUGUGAAGUAAAUUAAAAACUAGUGAGUGAAUUAAUGGGUUGUGAAUUCAUAUAUGCUAUUUGAAUUAAUUAAUUGGAUGUUAAUUUAUGAAUAGAUCUGUGAAUUGAUGAAUGGGUUGAGAAUUAAUGAAUUGGGAUGUGAAUGAAUAGAGUGUGUGAAUUAAUGAAUGGAGGUUUUAAUGGAUAGGAAAAUUAUGUGAAUUGAUGAAUGGAGGUGUAAGUGAUUAGGAUACAUGAACUAAUGAAUGGAGAUGCGAGUGAAUAAAAAAGGUGAAUUAAUUUAAACAUAUAGGUAGGGCAUUUUAAGGAUUUGGGUGUGAAUACAUGGAAUGUGGAUUAAUGGAUAGGAGAUGUGAAUUAAUAACCAAGUACUAUUUAAUGGAUGGAAUGUGAAGUGAAGGGAAGGGAGUGUGAAUGACUGAGUGGAGGCUGUGGUUUGAUGGCUAAUGAAUGAGAUUUAUGGAACGGGUUAUCAGUUAAUGGGUUGGUGUGAGUGUGGAUUGAGAAGGAAGCAAAAGAAAAGUGGAAGUACAAUAGAUAACUGAACCAUUAUAACAUGUAAAGGUAACCUCUGUGAUACAUUCAGUUUUAAUCUGUGCUGCACAUUUAUCGCUAAUUUCAAUGUUUUCAAGUACAUUUUGUAAAUAUAAAACCUGUCUUCCUCUUUCUGUAUUUCUAUCUCUAUGUCUCAACUUCUUGUGUGAUAAUCUCUUUGUUUCUAUAUCUUCAUGUAUAUAUGUACAAGUAUGUCAAUUAUGCUAUCAGAUUAAAAAUAUUACAAUAACGAAAACCACACGUUUUGAAAAUUGUCAAGGUUGUUUAAAACUUUGUCAUAAAAUAGAAGCUAGAUUAAUGAUGAGUGAGUUCUAUGUUCAUAUUUAAUAUUAAUGGUGCAAGUAAUCUUGGAUUCAUGUCAGGUACCCAAUAAAACCUGACUUUACCGACACUUAAUUUCUAGACAUUUCAUACUCUUCAAUAAAAUUUAA
This is a messenger RNA of Mizuhopecten yessoensis (Yesso scallop), 7086 nucleotides long. Its product is annotated as mitotic checkpoint serine/threonine-protein kinase BUB1-like. The transcript has 22 exons. The record is from RefSeq and is a predicted model, not a curated record. Gene Ontology annotation, biological process: meiotic sister chromatid cohesion, centromeric; protein phosphorylation; mitotic spindle assembly checkpoint signaling. Bases 77 to 3532 code for a protein of 1151 amino acids. Gene Ontology annotation, molecular function: ATP binding; protein kinase activity. NCBI's taxonomy places the organism in Eukaryota, Metazoa, Mollusca, Bivalvia, Pectinida, Pectinidae.